Molecule: messenger RNA, 3734 nt
Organism: Cheilinus undulatus (humphead wrasse)
Lineage: Eukaryota; Metazoa; Chordata; Actinopteri; Labriformes; Labridae
Gene: mccc1
Product: methylcrotonyl-CoA carboxylase subunit
Exons: 19
Coding region: 232-2376 (714 amino acids)
Cellular component (GO): mitochondrion
Molecular function (GO): metal ion binding; methylcrotonoyl-CoA carboxylase activity; ATP binding
Source: RefSeq, a predicted model, not a curated record
UAUAACUGCUGAAACAAACUGUACUAAUGUCUAUGUGCGUUAUUAUUGCCUUUGUAUAAUCUGAAAUGCCAAAUAUAUGUGGCUGCUAUCGCUACUGAACGUUGUCUUGGCGUUAAAACAUAAAUAAAUCUGUAUAUGAGCGGUUUAUUUAUAUACCACUUCGCCUUCUCCUCUUCAGUUGGCCAGCCCAUAAGCUAGCUACUUCGCAGCUAGCCUCAGCAGCUCGUAGCUAUGGCUGCUGUUAUCCUGGGUUUCCCAACUCUGCAGGGUCUGAGGAUAUUUACACAAAAAUUGUCAUGGCCCAAAAGAGGUGUGAGGCUUGUGUCAGGAGGGGUGGGGAGGAUAGAAAAGGUGUUGAUUGCCAAUCGUGGAGAGAUCGCAUGUCGUGUGAUGCGUACAGCCAAGAAGAUGGGUGUGCGUUCUGUGGCUGUGUACAGUGAUGCUGACAGAGGCUCCAUGCAUGUGGCCAUGGCGGAUGAAGCGUACCACAUCGGCCCGCCACCCUCCCAGCAGAGUUACCUCUCUAUGGAGAAAGUUUUGGAAGUGGCGAAAAAGUCUGGAUCACAUGCUGUCCACCCCGGUUAUGGCUUUCUGUCAGAAAACACAGAGUUUGCAGAGGCAUGUAAACAGGAAGGCAUCAUCUUUAUUGGACCUCCUUCCUCUGCCAUCAGAGACAUGGGCAUUAAAAGCACAUCCAAACACAUCAUGUCAGCUGCAGGGGUGCCAAUCAUUGGUGGUUACCAUGGAGAGGACCAAUCAAAUGAGAGACUGCAGGCAGAGGCUGCCCAGAUAGGAUACCCAGUGAUGAUCAAAGCAGUCCGUGGAGGAGGAGGCAAGGGGAUGCGUAUCGCACGUUCAGACUCAGACUUCUUGGAGCAGUUGGAGUCGGCCAGAAGAGAAGCAAGGAAAUCUUUUAACGAUGAUGUCAUGCUGGUUGAGAAGUUUGUAGAGGACCCGAGACAUGUGGAGGUUCAAGUGUUUGGGGACAUGCAUGGUAAUGCUGUUUAUCUAUUUGAGAGAGACUGCAGUGUUCAGAGGAGACAUCAGAAGAUCAUAGAAGAAGCACCAGGACCUGGUAUAAGCGCUGAAGUUCGGAGGAAACUUGGAGAGGCAGCAGUCAGAGCAGCAAAGGCUGUCAACUAUGUAGGAGCAGGUACAGUGGAGUUCAUAAUGGACGCCCAGCAUAACUUUUACUUCAUGGAGAUGAACACCCGGCUGCAGGUGGAACAUCCCGUCUCUGAGAUGAUCACAGGGACCGACCUGGUGGAGUGGCAGCUCAGGGUGGCAGCAGGGGAGCGCCUACCUCUCCUCCAGGAUGACAUCAUACUACAGGGACACUCAUUUGAGGCACGCAUCUACGCAGAGGACCCAAACAAUGACUUCCUGCCAGGGGCAGGGCCUCUGCUACAUCUGUCCACGCCUCCAGCAGACCAACAUACACGCAUUGAGACUGGAGUACGGGAAGGGGAUGAAGUGUCUGCACAUUAUGACCCUAUGAUCGCCAAGCUUGUAGUGUGGGGAGAAGACCGAUCUGCUGCCUUAAAGAAGCUGCGAUACUGCCUACGACAGUAUAAUAUCGUUGGACUGAACACUAACAUUGACUUUUUGCUGAGUCUGUCGGGUCACCCGGAGUUCGAGGCUGGAAACGUGACCACCAGCUUCAUCCCUCAGCACUACGCAGAUCUCUUCCCCACUCCUAGAGCUCCUUCUGGGGCAACGAUCUGCCAGGCGGCCCUUGGCCUGAUGCUGCAGGAGAGGAAACACACGCAGGAGUUCACGCAGACAUCCAUGGAUCCUUUCUCUCCGUUUGGCUCGAGCAGUGGCUGGAGGAGCAACAUUCAGUUUCACAGAAGCAUGACGCUGCAGGUGGGAGACAAAAAAGUGGAUGUGCUCAUCAUUUACAACAAAGAUGGAAGCUACACUAUGAAGAUCGGACAGGAGGCAUUCAGUGUGACUGGAGAGGUGGAGGUGGAAGGAGGAGCAUCAUUUCUGCACUGUUCAGUCAAUGGAAUAAAGUCUCGCCCCAAACUGGUCAUCCUGGACAACACAGUUCAUCUGUUCUCUAUGGAGGGAAGCUCUGAAGUGUCCGUUCCUGUGCCAAAGUAUCUGGCUGGUGUGAGCGGCUCUGGGGCUCAGGGAGGAGCUGUGGCCCCGAUGACUGGAACCAUAGAGAAGGUGCUCGUGAAGGCUGGGGACAAAGUUGCUGUAGGAGACCCGCUGAUGGUGAUGAUUGCUAUGAAGAUGGAGCACACGAUCCGAGCCCCCAAAUCUGGUGUGAUCAAGAAGGUUUUCUUCAGUGAGGGCUCUCAGGCCAACAGACACGCUGCUCUAGUGGAACUGGAGGAGGAGGCAGAGGAGGAGGGGAGCAGCCAGUAGACAGAGACAUAAAUAUACAAAAACAGGUAGGACAGAGCUCUAGCAAGUUCCUGUAACAUGUGGAGGAGACAUGAGCCGGUCUGUACAGGGGUUUGUGUCUUAAACUGCAGAGUUUGGACUGAAAACAUGUCAGUGUGGAGGUUAGUCUGCUUCAGUGCGGAAUAAAAUGACAAAACUGCAUCACCAUGAGGACCCAGAAUACUAUUAGAAAGGUCAAAGAGCUCCACUGACCUUAAACUUCACCGUUUGUCAGCAGUAAUGAUCUCUAAUGUACAGUUGCCUUUUACAGAUCAAACUAUUGCCUUUCUGUUGAUUGUAGACCUUUUGUUUGUUUUUCUCUUUAUGUGUUUGUUUGAAAGUAUCAAUGACAGUCUUUUUCAGAUUUCUCUUCCUUGUGUUGGUUUCUGUCGGUGUCUGUAAAAAUUCUGUAUGUAAAGCUAAAAAGUACACCUGGGGGAAUGAUAUUAAAUGGAUUGUUAUGCAGAAAACCAUACUAGAUACUGGUGGAAAAAAGCUUCAGUGGGCUGUUUGGAUACAAUAAAUGUAAAAGUUACUGAUGACUGAAGGGGGAAUCUUCAAAGGUACAGGAGCUCUACUAAACCGUGGACCUGUCAUCACUGUCCAGUGAAAACCAUGUAGCUUCAUUUGUGUCAGUUUAUCAUUUUCUGAUGUAUUUUUCUGGUUUACAUGUUCUUUAUUAAGUUAAAUUCUCAACCUUCUGUACUACUUGUAAAUAUAAGAGCUGCCAGUAUUUAAGAACGCAUUUUCACUACGCUUUAAAGACUGUUAUCCUCCAUAUUUUGACUUUUUGCAGCAACAUGGCUUCCAUUGGACAGUGAUCUUAUAAGAAAAGAGGAUGUAAAGAUUUAUUUGGUGUGGGAAAAUGUGAAACAUUGGGGUUUAUCGAUGUCCGAUUUUUCAAAUUUAAAAGUUCUCUUUCUGUGCGGAGUCUAAACUCAUCAUCAAAAAAGCAGACGUGCUGCAGAGGAUAUGUAAUAUAUUAUGAAUUAUUUUGUUGCACUGAGGAGAAUUACUGUUGGACCCAAGAGGCAGAAAAACACUCCAAACAGUUCAAUGAUUUCAAAUUGACGUGAGCAGACUUAGGCUCAGAUUUGAUGAUAAAUCUUUAUCAAAUGUUGGAAACCGACACACGGUUUCUCUGUGUAAGUCACAUAAAAGCGUUUUAGCUCCACCUGUUUCUGCUGAUCACUCUGUUUUUACUAACUGAUGUGCUCUGAGGCCUUGUAGACUAAAACUGAUCAUACCUGUGUUCAUUUUGUAGAUGUGUGACCGAUGAUUUUUAAAAAAAGAAAUUAAAUUGGACUGGUCGGAUACUGGAAUAAAAAUGUUUCAAAAGA